Solanum pennellii is the source of this 996-nucleotide messenger RNA. RefSeq lists its product as uncharacterized. Lineage: Eukaryota; Viridiplantae; Streptophyta; Magnoliopsida; Solanales; Solanaceae. The record is from RefSeq and is a predicted model, not a curated record. The transcript has 4 exons. The coding region runs from base 109 to 561 and encodes 150 amino acids.
AGAUAAGGGAGUAAUAUAGACCUCAUGUCUAGUAAAGUGCAACCAAUAGUGAGAAAUAUCUCCAAUACUAACACAAAGUUGUGAAAUGCCAUUUUUUUUAACAAUAAGAUGGGACUCAGAUUGCAUUCUCUCUCUGUACACAAUUUUUCUUCUAUUACAACAACUGGAUCAUUGAAAUCUAGAGAUUGUAUCAAACCUGCUAGGAGAGUGCUGAAGGUAUCUUCCGCGCUAGUAGAAACCGCAGCAUCUAUUGCAGUUGCUGCUACUCUUGUGGGAGCUGCAACAACUAUUCUUGUAAAGAGAAAUAAAUCUUCUGAAGCAAUCGAGGCCCCGGUGAGAAUCUGUGAGGAUUGCGGUGGCUCUGGGGUAUGCGCAGAAUGCAGAGGGGAAGGAUUUGUGCUAAAAAAGAUGUCGGAUGAAAAUGCUGAAAGAGCGAGACUAAUGGCAAAGAAUGCAGCUACCAGAUAUACAGCAGGACUUCCGAAAAAGUGGGGCUACUGUAUGAAAUGCAAUGCUGCUCGAUCUUGUAGUUCAUGUGGCGGCGUUGGCAAGUUGAACUAAUUAUUCUGCAUUAGACAGACAUUUAUCACAGACUUAGAGUCUCACUAAUGUUCCAUGUGACGGGACAUGACACAUUGCCACAAUACAAAUUCAAUUGUGUCUUCUUCAUCAGAAACAUAUUGUGGCAAUGCAUUGGGAAGAGAAAUGAAGAAUAUAUAGGCUUAGUGCAUAUUCAAAUACUUUAUCAAACAUUCAGGCCUCCAUUUGUACUUGAUGAAAAUUGAGACAUUAGAUUAUUAAGUAUAUUUAUUUUCAUUAAGAUUUUAAACACUUAGGCGUCGUUUAAUAGGGUGUAUCUGGAGAUAUAUGUAAUAGUAUCAUGUUUGGUGAAAAUUUUGAAUCUAUGUAUAAGUUAUACAUCCUACAUGGUGUAUAUAUAACUAAUAUCUUCCAUUUGGUGGUAUAUACACCCUUAAAUGUGAUGCUUAUUAAUAA